CUGAGAUUCACCGUAACCAUAAGCGGAUCGGCGCUGGGGAAGACAAGCGCCUGGAUAGAAGAAUCACGCAAUAGAAGCGAGCGAUGGUCGCGUCUCUUCAGACUUUGCUACUGCUACCCGCUUUCUUGGCUGCGUUUGUGCUAGCGGAAAAGCCCCCACUGAGCUACAGAUAUGUAGACACUCUGCGCGAUCAACUGGCCAGAGACCCGCGUCCUGUCGUCCACUACGAGGACAGUGUCUGGGACGUUAAACGCGACGAUAAAACCGGUUUUCUGCAGGAUAUGUACAAAGGUAACGUUGCUGGCGAUCUGGGUACUGUCACGCUGACUGCAACACCGCCGCUACUAAGGGACGGAGAGGAUUUGGUGAUCUCCUGGAGUGGUGUGAAGAGUCCGCAUCAGACGGACUUUGUCGGCCUCAGCUGCGGCCCCAAGGCUCACGACAAGGAUUUUCUCGUUAAGAUUGGCAUCACGGAAGCCAAUGGACCUGGGGCUGAUGGGCCGGAGCUGCCCAACUCCAUCCGCUUCUCAUCGCUGUACAUGAUGCGCUGCAAUUACACCGUGGAGUACUUCAACUUCCAGGCAAAUGGCAACGUCUUCGCUCCGCUUGCCAAACUGGAAGUGGGUAUGGUUGAAUCUUUCAGUGCCCCAAAGCACGGGCAUAUUGCCCUCACAGAGAAUGUCGACGAGAUGUCAGUGAUGUUUAACUCAGCCUCCCGUAACACGCCUGUGGUCAAGUACGGCCUUGAUCCUGCUGCGCUGAACAAGCAUGCUGAAGGCAAGUCCAAGACAUACACAGCUGCUCACAUGUGCCACCGUCCAGCGAACCUCACGAGCCAGCAAUGGUUCCGUGACCCAGGUAACAUGCACACAGUCAUCCUAAAAGGACUGAAGUUAGGAACACGAUACUUCUACAAGUUUGGCAGUGACAAGGAUGGCUGGAGCUCGGUUUACUCGCUCAUGAGUCGUCCGGACGAGUCCGUAAAGAGCGCCAAGUUCAUUGCGUACGCUGAUAUGGGCGUGGAUCCGGCGCCUGCUGCGACGUCUACUGCCGUGCGAUCGUAUCAAGACGUGAUGGACGGCUACGACAGUUUCCUCCUACACUUUGGAGACAUCAGCUACGCUCGCGGUCACGCUCACGUGUGGGACGAGUUCUUCCAUGUGAUUGAGCCAUACGCUACCCGAGUCCCGUACAUGAUCAGCAUUGGUAACCACGAGUAUGACUACGUAACUGGCGGUGCCAAUGACCCAAGCGGCGCUAUGGGGGAGGAUGGGAGAAUGGAUUUCCACCCGGACUGGGCCAAUUACGGUGAAGAUUCGUCCGGUGAAUGCUCGGUGCCGAUGUACUACCGCUGGGAUGCUCCCGCUAACGGUAAUGGUAUCUAUUGGUACUCGUUUGACUACGGUGGAAUCCACGUUAUCCAGAUUUCAUCCGAGCACGAUUGGCGUCGUGGAUCCAAGCAGUACAAGUGGUUGGAGAACGACUUGAAGAAUGUGGAUCGGAAGAAGACGCCGUGGGUCGUUUUAACGUCGCACCGGAUGAUGUACACCACUCAGCUUGGCGAGGAGGCCGACUACAAGGUGGCUCAGCACUUCCGCGAUGAAGUGGAGGACUUGCUCUGGACGUACAAAGUGAAUUUAAUGCUAGUGGGUCACCAGCACUCGUACGAGCGUAGCUGUGCUGUGCGUAACGGGAAGUGCACAGAGGACGGCCAAGGACCUGUCCACAUUGUGAUUGGAUCGGCAGGCGCUGGUUUGGAGAAGCAAGGAUUCUCAAAGGAGCUUGGCGAGUGGAGUGUGAGCCACCUAAACGACUGGGGAUACCUGCGCGUGGAUUCGACUGAGGAGGCCAUGAGCGUGCAGUUCGUCUUGAACCGCAAUGGCGUCGUGUACGAUGAGGUCACCUUGACUCCGUGGAACUAG
Phytophthora infestans T30-4 is the source of this 1922-nucleotide messenger RNA. Its product is annotated as calcineurin-like phosphoesterase, putative. Bases 84 to 1922 code for a protein of 612 amino acids. Gene Ontology annotation, molecular function: acid phosphatase activity; metal ion binding. NCBI's taxonomy places the organism in Eukaryota, Oomycota, Peronosporomycetes, Peronosporales, Peronosporaceae. The transcript has a single exon. The record is from RefSeq and is a predicted model, not a curated record.